AUGACGAUGAAGCUCCCUCCAGGUUUUCUCUUCGGGUAUGCCACAGCGAGCUAUCAAAUUGAAGGAUCACCAUCGUCUGACGGUCGUGGGCCUUCGAUAUGGGAUACAUUUUCUCAUCGACCCGGGAAGAUUGCAGACGGCGCGAAUGGAGAUAUUGCGACAGAUUCUUACUUGAUGUGGAAAGAUGAUAUCGAGUUACUCCAGUCGUAUGGCGCAAAUGCAUACAGGUUCUCUAUCUCAUGGUCUCGAAUCAUUCCUUUGGGAGGUCGUGGUGAUGCAGUCAAUUGGGAGGGAGUAAAAUUCUAUCGGACCAUGAUUGAGGAAUUGGUGAAGAAGGGGAUAACACCUUGUGUCACUUUGUAUCACUGGGAUCUUCCGCAAGCUCUGCACGACCGAUAUACAGGAUGGCUGGACAGAAGGAUUAUUGACGACUUCGUGACUUAUGCUGAAGUGUGUUUUAGGGAGUUCGGGGAUCUGGUCAAGCAUUGGAUCACCCUUAAUGAGCCAUGGUGCAUUUCUGUUCUGGGUUAUGGUCAUGGCGUCUUUGCACCAGGACGUUGCAGUGACAGGACGCGUUCUAACGAAGGAGAUUCUGGCCGAGAGCCAUGGAUCGUGGCACAUAAUCUAAUCUUGGCGCAUGCAUCCGUAGUUGAUUUUUAUAGGAGGAAGUUCAAGGAUUCACAGAACGGUUCUAUUGGGAUUACCCUCGAUGCUCUCUGGUACAUGCCAUUCGACGAAACUCAAGCAGACGAUAUCGUGGCUGCUCAACGAGCGAUCGAUACCAGACUGGGAUGGUUUGCGGUGAGACAGACCUCUUGUCCAGAUAACAGUGGAUGA
Marasmius oreades (fairy-ring Marasmius) is the source of this 837-nucleotide messenger RNA. Its product is annotated as Beta-glucosidase 1B. The record is from RefSeq and is a predicted model, not a curated record. Gene Ontology annotation, biological process: carbohydrate metabolic process. The transcript has 7 exons. Bases 1 to 837 code for a protein of 278 amino acids. Lineage: Eukaryota; Fungi; Basidiomycota; Agaricomycetes; Agaricales; Marasmiaceae. Gene Ontology annotation, molecular function: beta-glucosidase activity.